This is a messenger RNA of Saxophila tyrrhenica, 1077 nucleotides long. RefSeq lists its product as uncharacterized. Gene Ontology annotation, molecular function: nitronate monooxygenase activity. The transcript has 4 exons. The record is from RefSeq and is a predicted model, not a curated record. Bases 1 to 1077 code for a protein of 358 amino acids. Lineage: Eukaryota; Fungi; Ascomycota; Dothideomycetes; Mycosphaerellales; Extremaceae.
AUGUCGUCUCCUCAGCAAAUCCGCACCACCACCACCGAACUCCUCAACAUCAAACACCCCAUCAUGCUCGCCGGCAUGAACGUCGCUGCUGGCCCUAAGCUCGCGGCCGCCGUGACGAACGCAGGCGGCAUUGGUGUCAUUGGCGGUGUCGGCUACACACCUGAUAUGCUGCGAGAGCAAGUCGCAGAGUUGAAGGCUGGGUUGACGGAUAAGAGUGCACCGUUUGGUGUUGAUCUGUUGUUGCCGCAGGUGGGCGGUGGUGCGAGGAAGACGAAUUAUGAUUACACGAAGGGCAAGCUUGACGAGCUCGUCAGCAUCAUCAUCGAGAGCGGAGCGAAGCUGUUCGUCAGCGCUGUUGGUGUACCACCAAAGAGCAUCGUAGAUCGAUUGCACAAAGAGGGCAUCUUCUACAUGAACAUGAUCGGCCACCCCAAGCAUGUGCAAAAAUGCCUCGACCUCGGCGUCGACCUCAUCUGCGCCCAAGGCGGCGAGGGCGGCGGCCACACCGGCGACGUCCCCACCUCCGUCCUCAUCCCCACGGUCAAAGCCCUCUGCGAAGGCCACAAGAGCCCCAUGACCGGCAAGGAAGUCCAAGUCGUCGCCGCCGGCGGCAUCUUCAACGGACAGAGCUUGGCUUCGGCCAUGGCGCUCGGUGCGUCCGCCGUCUGGGUCGGUACGCGGUUCGUGCUGUCGGAGGAGGCAGGCGCGCCGAAGGCGCACAAGGAGGCUGUGAGGACUUCUGGGUUCGACGACAAUGUGCGGACGAUUAUCUUCACUGGGCGGCCGCUGCGGGUGCGGAAGAACCCGUACAUCGACAACUGGGAGACGAACCGCCAGAGCGAGAUCAAGGAGCUUACGGACAAGGGCACGAUUCCCGUGGAGCACGAUUUGGAGAAGAUGGGCGAUGAUGUUGAUGAUGACACGAUGGACAAUGCGAGGCCGUUCUUGAUGGGCAAAGUGGCUGCUGUUGUGAAUGAGUCGAAGAGCGCAAAGGAUAUUAUUGACGAGAUGGUUGGCGGUGCGGUGGAAUGGAUUGGCAAGAUGAACUCGUCGAUUGUUGGGAAGUCGAGGUUGUAG